UGACGUCAUGGCCGGUGAAAAUCCCCCGUGGCCGCGGGAGCGGCGGUGGCGGCGCGGCCCCGCGGCCCGGCCCGGCCCGCACCAUGGCCAAGCACCACCGCACGCCGGCGCGCUCCGCCGAGCCCGUCAUCGAGGUCAAGAGCAAGUUCGACGCUGAAUUUCGCCGCUUUGCCAUGAAGCGCUCCAGCGCCGGCAGCUUCCAGGACUUCUACCAACUGCUGCAGACAGUGCACCAGAUCCCGCGGGUGGAUGUGCUCCUGGGCUACACCGACAUCCACGGCGACCUCCUGCCCAUCAACAACGACGACAACUACCACAAAGCCCUGUCCUCUGCCAACCCCCUCCUCAGGGUCAUCAUCCAGAAGAAGGCAGAGUCUGACGCCAGCGUCUUCGCCUCCAACUCCCUGCAGCGCAAGAAGAAGGGGCUGCUGCGGCCAGCGCACUACCGGGCCAAGCCUCACCUGCUCAUCGGGAUGCCGCAGGACUUCCGCCAGAUCUCCUCCAUCAUCGACGUGGACAUCCUGCCCGAGACGCACCGGCGCGUGCGGCUGCACAAGCACGGCUCCGACAAACCGCUGGGCUUCUACAUCCGCGACGGCGUCAGCGUGCGCGUGGCGCCGCAGGGCGUCGAGAAGGUGCCCGGCAUCUUCAUCUCCCGCCUGGUGAAGGGCGGCCUGGCCGAGAGCACGGGGCUGCUGGCCGUGAGCGACGAAAUCCUGGAGGUGAACGGCAUCGACGUGGCCGGCAAGUCGCUGGACCAGGUGACGGACAUGAUGGUGGCCAACAGCCACAACCUCAUCAUCACUGUCAAGCCGGCCAACCAGCGCAACAACGUCAUCCGCAGCAGCAAGGCCUCGGGCAGCUCGGGCGUGUCCACGGACAGCACGCCCAGCCAGCAGACCCCCAGCCCGGCCUCGCAGUACCUGAGCAACUACAGCACGGCCGAGAGCGACGAGGAGGGCGACCUGGUCAUCGAGAGCGACAGCGCGUCCCACUACGUCCCCGGGGGCUGCCCCAACGGGGGCCCCGCCGACGGACCCCGCCCGCCCAGCCUGUCCCCGCACAGCUCGCGGGGCUCCCUGCAGUCCCUCGGCAGCCACGACGGCAGCCCCGGCCGGGGCAGCGGACGGGAGGAUGGCACCCUCCUCACCCUAUAGCUGCAGGGGCCUGUGCCACUCGGGUUUCUGCUCAGCCGGGCUGGAUGUGGACACCAGGGUGAUGGUGUGGCCAGCGGGCAGGGCUGGAGAGGGGCUGCCCGCUGCCCUCUCCCCGUGACCCCCACUGUGGCACCCACUCAAGCUGGGCACUGCCCCUUUGAGACCCCUUGCCUUCCCUUCCAAGCAAGUGGGGGUUUUUAAUUGUUUUAUUGAAAUAUGCAUCAUUAAUAUAUUGCAACGGACAGUAAAACUUUUUCUAGAAAGCACCACGCCUGUCCCUGGUUCAUGUCACUGCAGGGAGGAGGGGGACAGUGGGGGUACCCAGCCCAGUGCACAGCAGGCAGUGCCUGAGGACAGUGGCCUUAGCACACUUUUUGACUUUGCUGCUGUGCUGGGCAACUCCACUGAGACCCGUGGUGCUGUCCCAGAACACAUGUCCAGGCUGUUUGGGGCAGCCACCUGGCCUGAUGCAGUCAGCAUUACUUGGCCCCUCCAUUCCCACUUGUCCCUGCUACUGGGCCUCACUAAUGCAGGGGGCACCUUGGCUGUCACUCAGCCCUGCAAAUGCUGCUGGUGAUAGUGCAGCCCCAUCUUCCUCCUUCAGCCCCAAGCUCAGGGCAGGGGGGUCCACACCUGUCCCUGCUGCUCUGCUGGGCUCCCAGCACCCUCAGUCCCUCUCCCAAAAGUGCUAAGCUGAUGGUGGCACUCACUGCUGCCAAGGGCUUGUGGUGGCACUGGCAAGGAGGAAGACCUGCAGCUCUCAGGGUCUGAAAAGCCCAAUUCUCCAUUCAGAGCCUCAGGGCAGGGCAGGUAGGGAGUGCAGCAAGGGCUGAGGACACUCAUGGCACACAGCCAGGGCCAGACAGACCAGAGAGCAGAUCUGACAGCAGGGCUGGUUAGCCCAGGCUUGUUUUGGGCAGGGAGGUGCCCAGGGCUGUGCCCAUGGCCCCCAGUCACUCUCACCUGGCCGGCUCAGCCUGGCUCUGAGGUUUGCCCUGAGGUGGCCCCAGGGGCAUAUGGGGUGAUUUUCCAGUUGGCAUCUCACCUCCUCCAGCCCUUGAGUGCCAAAAUAUUCCCCAGCCCUUGGCAGUGGCAUCAACCCUGAUGUCCCAGGGCACUGCAGUGUGCCAGGUGACACAGACAGGGCUAGAAUACUCCACAAUAUUCCCACCCCACAAAAUCCUGCCCAGCAUGGAGCAAUUCCUGCAAAAAGACAGCUGCUUGGGGGAUCCACGCACAGUAUCCCCACCCUGUGUAGCAGAAGGAGACAGAACAAUGGCACAAGCUGCAUGAAGGGAAAACUUGAUGGGAUUUCAGGGGAAAAAGUGUUCCCCCUAAGGCUUGCACUGUCUGGAGACAGAGCCCCAGCAAGGUGAUUGGGGCAACCCCAUACUUGGAGAUUCUCCAAAUUUAGCUGGAUAUGGCUCCAAGCUGUGGCACCAAGCUCUCCAGCCAUCCCUUACAGCUUAAAAUUUUCUUUGCUUGAUGCAGCAAGAUCCCUGCAAAGGUCUGCACAGGUUCCUGCAUGGCAUCUGAAGGUAAGGCAGCAGUGAG
Oenanthe melanoleuca is the source of this 2711-nucleotide messenger RNA. RefSeq names its product par-6 family cell polarity regulator alpha (gene PARD6A). Lineage: Eukaryota; Metazoa; Chordata; Aves; Passeriformes; Muscicapidae. The transcript is spliced from 3 exons. Gene Ontology annotation, biological process: regulation of cellular localization; centrosome cycle; establishment or maintenance of cell polarity. The coding region runs from base 84 to 1157 and encodes 357 amino acids. Gene Ontology annotation, cellular component: nucleus; cell cortex; apical plasma membrane. Gene Ontology annotation, molecular function: protein kinase C binding. The record is from RefSeq and is a predicted model, not a curated record.